Messenger RNA from Elephantulus edwardii (Cape elephant shrew), 15724 nucleotides. RefSeq names its product baculoviral IAP repeat containing 6 (gene BIRC6). The transcript is spliced from 74 exons. Gene Ontology annotation, biological process: negative regulation of apoptotic process; regulation of cytokinesis; apoptotic process. The record is from RefSeq and is a predicted model, not a curated record. Gene Ontology annotation, cellular component: nucleus. Bases 136 to 14739 code for a protein of 4867 amino acids. Gene Ontology annotation, molecular function: ubiquitin conjugating enzyme activity; cysteine-type endopeptidase inhibitor activity. Lineage: Eukaryota; Metazoa; Chordata; Mammalia; Macroscelidea; Macroscelididae.
UCCUUCCCUCUCCCCCCUCCCACGCGAGCCUCCUUGUGAGCCUGGCCCCUCUAGGCCGGUGGCCGACGUUCGGCGUGCGUGCUGGCGCCUGACUUCACUUCCGGCUAACGCGCUCCGCUUGCCCCCUGCCCCCGGAUGGUGACUGGCGGUGGUGCUGCACCUCCCGGGACUGUCACUGAGCCGCUUCCCAGUGUGAUUGUGCUAAGCGCAGGCCGGAAGAUGGCGGCUGCGGCUGCGGCUGCGGCGGCCUCGGCCCCGGGCUGCUCUUCGGCGUCGGGGGCGGGAGCGGCCGGGGUCUCGGAGUGGCUGGUGUUGCGGGACGGCUGCAUGCGCUGCGACGCCGACGGGUUGCACAGCCUCUCCUACCACCCGGCGCUCAACGCCAUCCUGGCCGUCACCAGUCGCGGGACCAUCAAAGUCAUCGACGGCACCUCGGGGGCCACCUUGCAGGCCUCGGCGCUCAGCGCAAAACCAGGUGGACAGGUGAAAUGUCAAUAUAUUUCUGCUGUGGAUAAAGUUAUAUUUGUGGAUGAUUAUGCAGUAGGAUGUAGAAAGGAUCUUAAUGGAAUCUUAUUGUUAGACACUGCUCUGCAAACUCCAGUAUCAAAGCAGGAUGACGUGGUUCAGCUUGAACUACCUGUUACAGAGGCACAGCAGCUUUUAUCUGCAUGUUUAGAAAAGGUAGAUAUUUCUAGUACAGAAGGUUAUGAUUUGUUCAUCACACAGCUGAAAGAUGGUUUAAAAAAUACAUCUCAUGAGACCGCAGCAAACCACAAAGUUGCUAAGUGGGCCACAGUUACAUUUCAUCUUCCCCAUCAUGUGUUGAAGUCCAUUGCCAGUGCCAUUGUAAAUGAACUCAAGAAAAUCAAUCAAAAUGUUGCUGCCUUACCUGUGGCAUCCUCAGUGAUGGACAGAUUGUCUUACCUCUUACCUAGUGCACGUCCAGAACUUGGAGUGGGUCCAGGCCGUUCUGUAGACAGAUCAUUGAUGUAUAGUGAAGCUAACAGACGGGAAACCUUUACCUCAUGGCCUCAUGUAGGCUAUAGGUGGGCACAACCAGAUCCCAUGGCUCAAGCUGGAUUUUAUCAUCAGCCAGCAUCAUCAGGAGAUGAUAGAGCCAUGUGUUUUACGUGUAGUGUAUGUCUUGUUUGUUGGGAACCUACUGAUGAACCUUGGUCUGAACAUGAGAGACAUUCCCCAAACUGUCCAUUUGUGAAAGGCGAGCACACACAGAAUGUUCCAUUGUCAGUGACUCUUGCAACAAGUCCCGCACAGUUUCCUUGUACAGAUGGGACUGACAGAAUAUCCUGUUUUGGGUCAGGGAGUUGUCCUCAUUUUCUAGCUGCUGCAACUAAAAGAGGAAAAAUCUGCAUAUGGGAUGUUUCAAAGCUAAUGAAGGUGCACUUAAAGUUUGAAAUUAAUGCAUAUGAUCCAGUAAUUGUACAACAGCUUCUCCUUUCUGGAGAACCAAACUCAGGAGCUGAUUCAAGGAGACCAACUUUGGCAUGGCUGGAAGACUCCUCUAGUUGUUCAGAUAUACCAAAAUUGGAAGGAGAUAGUGAUGACUUACUGGAAGAUUCAGACAGUGAAGAGCAUUCCAGAUCAGAUUCUGUGACAGGGCAUACAUCACAAAAGGAAGCCAUGGAAGUGAACCUUGAUAUAACAGCGCUCAGCAUUCUCCAGCAGCCAGAAAAACUUCAGUGGGAAAUUGUUGCAAAUGUCCUUGAAGAUACUGUUAAGGAUCUUGAAGAACUUGGGGCAAAUCCUUGCUUAACAAACUGUAAGAGUGAAAAGACUAAGGAAAAACACCAGGAACAACACAACAUUCCCUUUCCAUGUUUAUUAGCUGGAGGUUUAUUAACAUAUAAGUCUCCUGCUACCUCUCCCAUUAGUAGUAAUUCUCAUAGGUCACUGGAUGGUUUAAGCAGAACUCAGGGGGAAAAUAUAUCUGAACAGGGGUCAACUGACAAUGAAUCUUGUACAAAUUCAGAACUAAAUUCUCCCUUGGUAAGGAGGACUUUACCCAUUUUGCUGCUUUACAGCAUUAAGGAAUCUGAUGAGAAAGCCGGAAAAAUCUUUUCACAGAUGAACAAUAUUAUGAGUAAAAGUUUGCACGAUGAUGGCUUUACAGUGCCACAGAUUAUUGAAAUGGAGCUGGAUAAUCAGGAGCAAUUGUUGUUGCAGGAUCCUCCUGUGACUUAUAUUCAGCAGUUUGCAGAUGCAGCAGCCAAUCUUACCUCUCCAGAUUCUGACAAGUGGAACUCUGUGUUUCCCAAGCCUGGGACUCUGGUUCAGUGCUUGAGGCUGCCAAAGUUUGCAGAGGAGGAGAAUCUUUGUGUAGACUCAAUAACUCCUUGUGCUGAUGGAAUUCAUUUGUUGGUAGGACUGCGGACAUGCCCUGUUGAAUCCAUGAGUGCAAUAAAUCAAGUAGAGGCCUUGAAUAAUUUAAAUAAAUUAAACUCUGCUCUGUGUAACAGACGGAAAGGUGAGCUAGAAUCAAAUCUUGCCGUAGUGAAUGGUGCAAAUAUUAGUGUAAUCCAACAUGAAUCACCAGCAGAUGUACAAACUCCUUUAAUAAUUCAGCCUGAGCAAAGGAAUAUUAGUGGUGGAUAUUUAGUACUUUAUAAAAUGAAUUAUGCCACUCGGAUAGUUACUUUAGAAGAAGAGCCAAUAAAAAUCCAACAUAUCAAAGAUCCCCAGGACACAAUUACCUCGCUCAUAUUGCUUCCACCAGAUAUAUUGGAUAAUCGAGAGGAAGACUGUGAGGAACCUGUUGAUGAAAUGCAGUUAACCUCAAAGAAUGGCAUUGAGAGAGAAAAAAAAUCUGAUAUUUCUACUCUUGGACACUUGGUAAUAACCACUCAGGGAGGAUAUGUAAAAAUAUUAGAUCUUUCAAACUUUGACGUUUUGGCCAAAGUGGAACCUCCCAAAAAGGAGGGCACUGAAGAACAGGACACUUUUGUUUCUGUCAUUUAUUGCUCCGGCACAGACAGGCUGUGUGCAUGCACCAAAGGUGGGGAGCUUCAUUUUCUCCAAAUUGGAGGAACUUGUGAUGAUAUUGAUGAAGCUGAUAUACUUGUGGAUGGAUCUCUUUCUAAAGGAAUAGAACCCUCUUCAGAAGGUUCCAAACCUUUAUCAAAUCCUUCAAGUCCUGGUAUUUCAGGAGUUGACCUGUUGGUGGACCAGCCAUUCACCCUUGAAAUCUUGACGUCUUUAGUGGAGCUAACACGCUUUGAGACGUUGACUCCACGAUUUUCAGCUACUGUUCCUCCGUGCUGGGUAGAAGUUCAACAAGAACAGCAACAAAGGAGGCAUCCACAGCAUUUACAUCAGCAACACCAUGGAGAUGCUGCACAGCACACAAGAACUUGGAAACUACAGACUGACAGCAACAGCUGGGAUGAGCAUGUAUUUGAAUUAGUUCUGCCAAAAGCUUGUAUGGUUGGACAUGUAGACUUCAAAUUUGUUUUGAACUCAAACAUCACCAAUAUUCCACAGAUUCAAGUGACACUUCUGAAAAAUAAAGCUCCAGGCUUAGGGAAAGUCAAUGCUCUUAACAUUGAAGUGGAACAAAAUGGCAAACCGUCCCUGGUUGAUUUGAGUGAAGAAAUUCAGCACAUGGAUGUAGAGGAAUCACAGUGUCUUAGAUUAUGUCCAUUCUUAGAAGAUCAUAAAGAAGAUAUCCUAUGUGGGCCAGUCUGGCUUGCUAGUGGUCUUGAUCUGUCAGGACAUGCGGGGAUGUUGACCUUAACAAGCCCUAAACUAGUUAAAGGUAUGGCAGGAGGAAAAUACCGUUCAUUUUUAAUCCAUGUCAAGGCCGUGAAUGAAAGAGGAGCAGAUGAGAUAUGUAAUGGUGGUAUACGUCCUGUAGUAAGACUUCCAUCCCUAAAACAUCAAAGUAACAAGGGAUACUCACUUGCUUCACUCUUGGCAAAAGUUGCAGCAGGCAAGGAAAAAUCAUCUAAUGUUAAGAAUGAAAAUGCAGCCAGCACCCGUAAAUCUGAAAACCUGCGGGGCUGUGACUUACUUCAAGAAGUCUCAGUCACCAUUCGAAGAUUUAAGAAAACGUCAAUUUCUAAAGAAAGAGUACAACGAUGUGCCAUGUUACAGUUUUCAGAAUUUCAUGAGAAACUUCUUAGCACCCUCUGCAGAAAAACAGAUGAUAGCCAAAUCACAGAGCAUUCUCAGAGCCUUGUGUUGGAUACCCUCUGUUGGUUAGCUGGAGUACAUUCCAAUGGACCAGGAAGCUCGAAGGAGGGUAAUGAAAGCCUCCUUUCAAAAACAAGGAAAUGUCUUUCAGACAUUGUACGCGUUUGCUUCUUUGAAGCAGGACGAAGCAUAGCUCACAAGUGUGCCAGAUUUCUAGCUUUGUGUAUUAGUAAUGGCAAGUGUGACCCAUGUCAACCAGGAUUUGGAUCUGUUCUUUUGAAGGCCUUACUUGAUAAUAUGUCAUUUCUACCUGCAGCAGCAACUGGUGGUUCUGUGUAUUGGUACUUUGUCCUCCUGAAUUAUGUUAAGGAUGAAGAUUUGGCUGGCUGCAGUACAGCUUGUGCAUCUUUGCUUACUGCUGUGUCCAGACAGCUACAGGACAGGCUGACACCAAUGGAAGCUUUACUUCAGACAAGAUAUGGAUUAUAUAGUUCACCAUUUGAUCCAGUUCUCUUUGAUUUGGAAAUGAGUGGCUCUUCUUGUAAAAAUGUAUACAACAGCAGUAUUGGUGUCCAGUCAGACGAAAUUGAUUUAUCAGAUGUCCUUUCAGGUAAUGGGAAGGUCAGUAGUUGUACAGCUGCUGAAGGUAGUUUUACAUCUCUCACUGGACUUCUAGAAGUUGAACCCCUACACUUUACUUGUGUGUCAACUAGUGAUGGAACCAGAAUAGAAAGGGAUGAUGCAAUGAGUUCCUUCGGGGUUACUCCUGCAGUAGGUGGACUAUCAUCUGGGACAGUUGGGGAAGCCUCGACAGCCCUGAGUUCAGCAGCCCAGGUAGCUUUGCAGUCUCUCUCUCAUGCAAUGGCUUCAGCCGAGCAACAGCUGCAGGUGCUGCAAGAGAAACAGCAGCAGCUUUUGAAGCUUCAGCAACAGAAAGCAAAGCUGGAAGCCAAGUUGCAUCAGACAACAGCUGCAGCAGCUGCAGUAGCAUCAGCCGCAUCGGCAGCAUCAGCAGUAGCGCCUGUUCACAAUUCUGUGCCUUCCAACCCAGUGGCAGCCCCUGGAUUCUUCAUUCAUCCAUCUGAUGUUAUCCCACCCACUCCAAAAACAACACCACUUUUUAUGACUCCACCACUCACUCCACCCAAUGAAGCAGUGUCUGUUGUGAUUAAUGCAGAACUUGCACAGCUUUUUCCAGGUUCAGUCAUUGAUCCCCCGACAGUCAAUCUUGCAGCACAUAACAAAAAUUCCAACAAGUCAAGAAUGAAUCAACUUGGCUCUGGGCUAGCCCUUGCAAUUUCUCAUGCUUCACAUUUCCUCCAGCCUCCACCUCACCAGUCCAUUAUUAUAGAAAGAAUGCAUUCAGGAGCAAGGAGAUUUGUGACUUUGGAUUUUGGCAGACCAAUACUGUUGACUGAUGUAUUGAUUCCCACUUGUGGAGACUUGGCCUCUUUGUCAAUUGACAUUUGGACAUUAGGAGAAGAGGUGGAUGGAAGGAGAUUAGUAGUAGCAACUGAUAUAAGUACCCAUUCGCUGAUUCUUCAUGACUUAAUUCCACCACCUGUGUGCAGAUUCAUGAAGAUCACCGUCAUUGGACGUUAUGGAAGUACAAAUGCAAGAGCCAAGAUCCCACUUGGUUUUUAUUAUGGUCAUACCUAUAUCUUGCCAUGGGAGAGUGAACUGAAAUUAAUGCAUGAUCCUUUGAGGGGAGAAGGAGAGUCCGCCAACCAACCGGAAAUUGACCAGCAUUUAGCAAUGAUGGUUGCUCUACAAGAGGAUAUACAGUGCAGAUAUAAUUUAGCUUGUCAUCGUCUGGAAAGUCUCCUGCAAAGUAUUGAUCUUCCUCCACUCAAUAGUGCUAACAAUGCACAGUACUUUUUGCGGAAGCCAGAUAAGGCAGUUGAAGAAGACAGUAGAGUGUUUUCUGCCUAUCAGGAUUGCAUUCAGCUUCAGCUUCAAUUAAAUUUGGCUCAUAAUGCUGUACAGAGGCUCAGAGUAGCUCUAGGUGCAAGCCGGAAGAUGUUGAAUGAAACAUCAGAUUCUAAAGACCUAAUUCAGACAUCUUCUACAGAGCAGUUACGUACUAUCAUCAGAUAUUUAUUGGACACUUUGCUCAGCCUUCUUCACUCUUCCAAUGGACACUCUGUUCCUGCAGUUUUGCAGAGCACAUUUCAUGCCCAGGCCUGCGAAGAACUCUUUAAACACUUGUGCAUCAGUGGAACCCCAAAGAUAAGAUUGCAUACUGGUCUUCUGCUGGUUCAACUCUGUGGUGGUGAAAGAUGGUGGGGUCAGUUUCUUUCCAAUGUUCUUCAGGAAUUGUACAAUUCAGAACAGCUUCUCAUCUUUCCACAGGAUAGAGUCUUCAUGUUACUUUCCUGCAUUGGUCAGAGAUCACUUAGUAAUAGUGGAGUCUUAGAAAGUCUGCUUAAUCUCUUGGAUAAUUUACUGUCACCUCUUCAACCACAGUUGCUUAUGCAUAGGAGGACAGAAGGAGUACUAGAUAUUCCCAUGAUCAGUUGGGUUGUGAUGCUGGUCUCAAGGUUGUUGGAUUAUGUGGCAACAGUUGAAGAUGAAGCAUCAGCAGCAAAGAAGCCUUUGAAUGGUAAUCAGUGGAGUUUUAUUAACAAUAGUCUGCAUACUCAGAGUUUAAAUCGGUCUUCCAAAGGCAGUAGUAGCCUUGAUAGAUUAUAUUCCAGAAAAAUCAGGAAACAGCUUGUUCAUCAUAAACAGCAACUAAACUUACUAAAAGCAAAACAGAAGGCAUUGGUGGAACAGAUGGAAAAAGAAAAAAUACAGAGUAACAAAGGAUCAUCAUAUAAACUUCUUGUGGAGCAAGCAAAGCUAAAGCAGGCAACAUCCAAGCACUUUAAGGAUUUAAUUAGACUGCGUCGGACAGCAGAGUGGUCCCGUUCUAAUUUAGAUACAGAAGUUACAACAACAAAAGAAAGUCCAGAGAUAGAACCACUUCCAUUUACUCUGGCUCAUGAACGUUGCAUCUCAGUAGUUCAGAAGCUUGUUUUGUUUCUCCUUUCCAUGGACUUCACGUGUCAUGCUGAUCUCUUAUUAUUUGUUUGCAAGGUUCUUGCACGAAUUGCAAAUGCCACGAGGCCAACUAUUCAUCUAUGUGAAAUUGUGAAUGAACCUCAGCUGGAAAGACUCUUACUGCUUUUGGUCGGAACAGACUUCAAUAGAGGAGAUAUAUCUUGGGGUGGUGCUUGGGCUCAGUAUUCCUUAACAUGUAUGCUGCAGGAUAUUUUAGCAGGAGAAUUGCUGGCUCCAGUGGCUGCAGAAGCCAUGGAGGAAGGAGCAGUCAGUGAUGAUGUAGGUGCAACAGCUGGUGACUCUGAUGAUUCCCUUCAGCAGUCUUCAGUUCAGUUACUGGAAACUAUAGAUGAACCUUUGACACAUGAUAUGACAGGUGCUCCUCCUCUUUCUUCUUUGGAAAAAGAUAAAGAGAUUGAUCUUGAGUUACUUCAAGAUCUAAUGGAAGUUGACAUUGAUCCUUUAGAUAUUGAUUUGGAAAAGGACCCACUUGCUGCCAAAGUUUUUAAGCCAAUAAGCAGUACAUGGUAUGAUUAUUGGGGUGCUGAUUAUGGGACCUACAACUACAACCCUUAUAUUGGAGGUCUUGGAAUACCUGUUGCAAAGCCACCAGCAAACACGGAGAAGAAUGCAUCUCAGACAGUUAGUGUUUCAGUGUCUCAGGCCUUGGAUGCUCGCCUCGAAGUUGGACUAGAACAGCAGGCAGAACUUAUGUUGAAAAUGAUGUCUACUUUGGAAGCAGAUUCCAUUUUACAGGCAUUAACAAAUACAUCUCCUACAUUGUCCCAAUCUCCUACUGGAACUGAUGAUUCACUUCUAGGGAGCUUACAGGCAGCAAACCAAACUAACCAGCUUGUCAUACAGUCAUCAUCUGUCCCAAUGUUGAAUGCUUGUUUUAACAAACUUUUCUCCAUGCUUCAAGUCCACCAUGUUCAGUUGGAGUCACUUCUCCAAUUGUGGCUCACAUUGAGCUUGAAUUCUAGUUCAUCUGGAAACAAAGAGAAUGGAGCAGAUAUUUUUUUAUACAAUGCUAAUCGUAUACCUAUCAUUUCAUUAAAUCAAGCAUCAAUAACUAGCUUCCUUACAGUGCUAGCUUGGUAUCCCAAUACUUUACUUCGGACAUGGUGCCUUGUGCUUCAUAGCCUAACGCUUAUGACAAACAUGCAGCUGAAUUCUGGUUCAAGCAGUGUCAUUGGAACUCAGGAGAGUACUGCUCACCUGCUGGUUUCAGAUCCCAACCUCAUUCAUGUCUUAGUGAAAUUUCUUUCUGGUACCAGUCCUCAUGGAACAAAUCAGCACAGUCCCCAGGUUGGCCCAACAGCUACUCAAGCUAUGCAAGAAUUUCUUACCAGAUUACAGGUGCAUCUUUCUUCAACCUGUCCUCAAAUAUUCAGUGAAUUUUUGCUCAAGUUGAUCCAUAUACUUUCAACAGAAAGGGGUGCCUUCCAGACAGGCCAGGGGCCUCUUGAUGCCCAAGUGAAGCUCUUGGAAUUCACUCUGGAGCAGAAUUUUGAAGUUGUUUCAGUUAGUACUAUUUCUGCUGUGAUAGAAUCGGUCACUUUUUUGGUGCACCACUACAUUACUUGCUCAGAUAAAGUAAUGUCUCGAAGUGGAUCAGAUAGCUCAGUGGGUGCUCGAGCAUGUUUUGGCGGACUCUUUGCCAACCUCAUUCGUCCAGGUGAUGCAAAAGCAGUUUGUGGUGAAACGACAAGAGACCAACUCAUGUUUGACUUGUUAAAACUGGUUAACAUUUUAGUACAGCUGCCUCUUUCAGGCAAUAGGGAAUAUAGUGCAAGAGCAUCUAUGACCAGCAAUACGACAGACAGUGUUUCAGAUGAAGAAAAAGUCUCAGGAGGCAAAGAUGGCAAUGGAAGCAGUACUAGUAUUCAAGGAUCACCCGCGUAUGUUGCUGACUUAGUGCUAGCCAAUCAACAGAUUAUGAGCCAAAUUUUGUCUGCUCUGGGCCUGUGUAAUAGCAGUGCCAUGGCAAUGAUCAUUGGAGCAAGUGGAUUACAUCUUACCAAACAUGAAAAUUUUCAUGGUGGGCUGGAUGCCAUAUCAGUUGGGGAUGGAUUAUUUACCAUACUGACAACUCUUAGUAAAAAGGCUUCUACAGUCCAUAUGAUGUUACAGCCAAUCUUAACCUACAUGGCCUGUGGGUAUAUGGGCAGACAAGGCUCUCUUGCUACUUGCCAGUUAUCUGAACCAUUAUUAUGGUUCAUUUUGAGAGUAUUGGAUACUAGUGACGCCUUAAAAGCAUUUCAUGAUAUGGGUGGUGUCCAGCUCAUUUGCAACAAUAUGGUUACUAGCACAAGGGCUAUUGUAAAUACUGCGCGAAGUAUGGUUUCAACAAUUAUGAAAUUUCUUGACUCGGGUCCAAAUAAAGCUGUUGACAGUACCUUGAAAACAAGAAUACUAGCAUCUGAGCCUGACAAUGCAGAAGGGAUCCACAACUUUGCACCUCUUGGGACCAUCACAUCUAGCAGUCCUACUGCCCAGCCAGCUGAGGUGCUUUUGCAGGCCACUCCACCGCACAGGAGAGCUCGCUCUGCAGCCUGGUCAUAUAUCUUCCUGCCAGAAGAGGCGUGGUGUGACCUUACCAUUCACCUUCCUGCAGCAGUACUUCUUAAAGAGAUACAUAUCCAACCCCACCUUGCAUCUCUUGCUACCUGCCCAUCCUCAGUAUCUGUUGAAGUAAGUGCAGAUGGGAUAAAUAUGCUGCCUUUAUCCACACCUGUUGUCACAAGUGGUCUCACCUACAUCAAAAUUCAGCUUGUGAAAGCUGAAGUAGCCUCUGCUGUCUGCCUUAGACUGCAUCGUCCACGAGAUGCCAGCACUUUAGGGCUUUCACAGAUUAAAUUACUGGGUCUCACAGCUUUUGGAACUACUUCUUCAGCAACAGUCAAUAAUCCCUUCCUUCCCUCUGAGGAUCAGGUAUCCAAGACAAGUAUUGGAUGGUUACGGUUGUUACAUCAUUGCCUUACUCACAUAAGUGAUUUGGAAGGAAUGAUGGCAAGUGCAGCUGCGCCAACUGCUAAUUUACUUCAGACUUGUGCUGCCUUAUUGAUGUCACCUUACUGUGGAAUGCAUUCACCCAACAUUGAGGUUGUGCUUGUAAAAAUAGGACUGCAAUCUACUAGAAUUGGCCUGAAACUCAUAGACAUUCUCUUGCGAAACUGUGCAGCAUCAGGCAGUGAUCCUACAGAUUUGAAUAGUCCUUUACUUUUUGGAAGACUGAAUGGACUUUCUUCUGACUCUACAAUAGAUAUUCUUUACCAACUUGGAACAACUCAGGAUCCUGGAACAAAAGAGAGAAUUCAGGCCUUGUUAAAAUGGGUCAGUGACUCUGCACAAGUAGCUGCUAUGAAGAGAAGUGGCAGAAUGAGCUACAUGUGCCCUAACUCUUCAGCAAUAGAAUAUGGUCUUCUAAUGCCAUCCCCGUCACAUUUGCACUGUGUAGCUGCAAUUCUGUGGCAUAGUUAUGAGUUGCUUGUGGAGUAUGACUUACCAGCACUGCUAGACCAAGAGCUCUUUGAGCUUCUUUUCAGUUGGUCCAUGUCUCUUCCCUGCAAUAUGGUUUUGAAGAAAGCUGUUGACAGUCUGCUUUGCUCAAUGUGUCAUAUACACCCAAAUUAUUUUUCUUUGCUCAUGGGCUGGAUGGGAAUUACUCCUCCUCCAAUGCAGUGUCACCAUAGACUGUCAAUGACAGAUGAUAGCAAAAAGCAAGAUCUGAGCUCUGCUUUAACAGAUGACUCGAAAUAUGCACAAGCACCUCCUGCACUAACUGAAUCGCACCUGGCCACCCUUGCAUCUUCUUCUCAGUCCCCAGAAGCUAUCAAGCAAUUAUUAGACUCAGGUUUACCAUCUCUUCUUGUGAGGAGUCUGGCUAGUUUCUGCUUUAGCCACAUUUCUUACUCGGAAAGCAUUGCUCAGUCUAUAGAUACUACCCAGGACAAACUCAGGCGGCAUCAUGCUCUACAACAGUGUAAUAAGAUGCCUAUCACAGCAGACCUGGUUGCACCUGUUCUUAGAUUUUUGACAGAAGUUGGCAAUAGCCAUACUAUGAAAGAUUGGCUUGGUGGUCCCGAAGUCAAUCCACUGUGGACAGCACUUCUGUUUUUAUUGUGUCACUCUGGUUCUACAUCUGGAGGGCAUAACUUAGGUGUACAGCAGACUAGUGCAAGAUCCACUUCACUUUCUUCAGCUGCUCCAUCAGGAUUGACCACUCAGCAACGGACAGCAAUUGAGAAUGCAACUGUCGCGUUCUUUCUGCAGUGCAUUUCAUGCCACCCCAAUAAUCAAAAACUGAUGGCACAGGUUCUCUGUGAACUAUUCCAGACAUCCCCUCAAAGAGGGAACCUUCCAACAUCUGGGAACAUUUCAGGGUUUAUUCGAAGAUUAUUUUUGCAGUUGAUGCUAGAGGAUGAAAAAGUGACAAUGUUUCUUCAAUCUCCUUGUCCACUGUACAAAGGCAGAAUUAAUGCCACUAGCCAUGUCAUCCAGCAUCCAAUGUAUGGAGCAGGCCACAAGUUCCGUACUCUUCAUUUACCAGUCUCAACUACAUUGUCAGAAGUUCUUGACAGAGUAUCAGAUACUCCUAGUAUCACAGCUAAACUCAUUAGUGAACAAAAAGAUGAUAAAGAAAAGAAAAACCAUGAAGAAAAAGAAAAAGUGAAGGCAGAGAAUGGAUUUCAGGACAAUUACAGUGUUGUUGUUGCCUCUGGAUUGAAAUCACAAUCUAAGCGUGCUGUGUCUGCUACACCACCUCGCCCACCAUCAAGGAGAGGGAGGACAAUGCCUGAAAAAAUAGGGAAUGCUUCCUCAGGAGCAGAGACUGCCAACAAAAUGAUUACUGUCCCAGUGUUUCACCUGUUUCACAAACUCCUGGCAGGCCAGCCGUUGCCUUCGGAAAUGACACUUGCCCAGCUCUUAACUCUCCUGUAUGACCGAAAACUUCCUCAAGGUUACCGCUCAAUAGAUCUGACUGUUAAGUUGGGUUCAAGAGUUAUCACAGACCCAAGCCUAUCAAAAACAGACUCAUUUAAAAGGUUGCACACUGAGAAAGAUCAUGGAGAGUUACUUGGAAGUUGUCCAGAAGAUGAGGCUCUGACUCCAAGUGAUGAGUCUAUGGAAGGAAUACUAGAUGAAUCUUUACUUGAAACCUGUCCAAUUCAAUCACCAUUACAAGUGUUUGCAGGAAUGGGUGGAUUAGCUCUGAUUGCAGAACGUCUACCCAUGUUAUAUCCAGAAGUUAUUCAACAGGUGAGUGCUCCAGUUGUAACAUCUACCACUCAGGAAAAGCCAAAAGAUAGUGAUCAGUUUGAAUGGGUGACCAUUGAGCAAUCAGGAGAAUUAGUUUACGAAGCACCAGAAACCAUAGCAUCUGAACCUCCACCUAUCAAGUCAGCAGUACAGACCAUGUCUCCUAUACCUGCACAUUCUUUGGCUGCCUUCGGAUUAUUUCUGCGCCUUCCUGGCUAUGCUGAAGUAUUACUGAAAGAGAGAAAACAUGCCCAGUGUCUUCUUCGGUUGGUUUUGGGAGUCACAGAUGAUGGAGAAGGAAGUCAUAUUCUACAGUCACCAUCAGCCAAUGUGCUUCCUACCCUUCCUUUCCAUGUCCUGCGUAGCUUGUUUAGCACCACACCUUUGACAACUGAUGAUGGUGUGUUACUGAGACGGAUGGCACUGGAAAUUGGAGCCCUGCACCUCAUUCUUGUCUGUCUCUCUGCUUUGAGUCACCAUGCCCCACGAGUUCCAAACUCUAACCUCAAUCAAACAGAGCCACAGGUGUCAAGUUCUCAUAACCCCACAUCAACAGAAGAACAGCAGCUAUAUUGGGCCAAAGGUACUGGCUUCGGCACAGGUUCUACAGCUUCUGGUUGGGAUGUGGAACAAGCUCUAACUAAGCAAAGACUGGAAGAAGAACAUGUUACUUGUCUUUUGCAGGUUCUUGCAAGUUAUAUAAAUCCUGUGAGUGGCACAGUAAAUGGAGACACUCAGUCAUCUCAUGAAAGCAGAGGACAGAACAAUAAUGCCCUUCCUUCUGUGCUUCUAGAACUUCUCAGUCAGUCAUGCCUCAUCCCCGCCAUGUCAUCAUAUCUAAGAAAUGAUUCAGUUCUGGACAUGGCAAGACAUGUGCCACUCUAUCGGGCUCUACUGGAAUUGCUCCGGGCUAUUGCUUCUUGUACAUCCAUGGUGCCCCUAUUGUUACCUCUUUCUACAGAGGAUGGUGAGGAGGAAGAUGAUCAAUCAGAAUCUCAAACGUCCGUGGGCACAUUAUUAGCCAAAAUGAAGACCUGUGUGGAUACCUACACCAACCGUUUAAGAUCUAAAAGAGAAAAUGCUAAAACAGGAGUAAAACCAGAUGCCUCUGAUCAAGAACCAGAAGGCCUUACUCUCUUGGUACCAGACAUCCAGAAGACUGCUGAGAUAGUUUAUGCAGCUACCACCAGUCUGAGGCAGGCCAAUCAAGAAAAAAAACUUGGUGAAUACUCAAAGAAGGCAGCUAUGAAACCCAAGCCAUUGUCAGUAUUAAAAUCACUGGAAGAAAAAUAUGUGGCUGUCAUGAAGAAAUUACAAUUUGAUACUUUUGAGAUGGUUUCUGAAGAUGAGGACGGAAAAUUGGGUUUUAAAGUUAAUUACCACUACAUGUCUCAGGUGAAAAAUGCAAAUGAUGCAAACAGUGCUGCCCGAGCCCGCCGCCUUGCCCAGGAAGCUGUGACGCUUUCAACCUCACUGCCUCUUUCAUCCUCUUCCAGUGUAUUUGUGCGCUGUGAUGAGGAACGACUAGACAUCAUGAAGGUUCUGAUAACUGGUCCAGCAGACACUCCUUAUGCAAAUGGAUGUUUUGAGUUUGAUGUCUAUUUUCCUCAAGAUUAUCCAAGUUCACCCCCUCUUGUCAAUCUUGAGACAACUGGUGGUCAUAGUGUGCGAUUCAAUCCAAACCUUUAUAAUGAUGGCAAGGUCUGUUUAAGCAUCUUAAAUACGUGGCAUGGAAGACCAGAAGAGAAAUGGAAUCCACAGACCUCAAGUUUUUUGCAAGUGCUAGUGUCUGUUCAGUCCCUUAUCUUAGUAGCUGAGCCUUAUUUUAAUGAACCAGGAUAUGAACGGUCUAGAGGCACUCCCAGCGGCACACAGAGUUCCCGGGAAUACGAUGGCAACAUCCGACAAGCAACGGUUAGGUGGGCAAUGCUGGAACAAAUCAGAAACCCUUCCCCUUGCUUUAAAGAGGUUAUACACAAACAUUUUUACUUGAAAAGAGUUGAGAUCAUGGCCCAGUGUGAAGAAUGGAUCGCAGACAUCCAGCAAUACAGCAGUGACAAGCGGGUAGGCAGGACUAUGUCUCACCAUGCAGCGGCUCUCAAGCGUCAUACUGCUCAGCUCCGGGAAGAACUGCUCAAACUUCCGUGCCCUGAAGGCUUAGACCCUGAAGCCGACGAUGCCUCGGAGAUGUGCAGCAGUGCCACAGCGGGUGCUGAGCAGACCCCACUGCAUGAUCAGAUCAGACCCAGCAGCAGUAAAGAGCUCCCCAGUGACUUCCAGUUAUGAGCUGCCUGGACAUGGACUUCUUAGACACAGAGGCUUUGAAGCACAAGCCAAAUAUGUCAAUAUUUGUAUGUAAGAAACUAAUUAUGUAUUAGGUAAUGAAAUUGAACCUAUACUAUGCCCUUAAGGAGAUCCAGUUUAUUAAUUCAAGGUGAUCUUUUAUUUUACCUGUACAAGAGUGUAAACUUUUUUGUGCUUUUAUUUUUUAAUUGUGAGAACCACUGAUUGGUAUGUUCAACAAAUUUGUGUAUACAAAGAAAUGGAUAAAUCACUGAUAUAUAAGGGAAACUACCUUAGGAAAGAAUGUUUACUGAAUGUUUAUUUUUUUUUUUUUACUGUAGAAUGAGGGGUUGUUAACAAAGAAUAUAUAUUGGUCAUUCUUACAACUACUAUUUAAAGUCAGCAACUUUUCACUGAAUUUGAUAGAUUUAAUGUUUGGCCAUAUCUUCAUGCUCAUAUUUUAUUUCUGAAGACAUACAUACACAUCAAUAAAAGUUAAAUGGACAUGUUCCCUCUUUUUUGAUUUACUCCUACAUUUUUAAAGUAAUAAAUCUGCCAUAAAAUACAUUAUAGCUGGAGACUUGCACUUGUAUGGAUGAAUUUAUUACAUUCAACAUAUUUAAUUUUAUGCCUUCUAAUUCUAAAAUGCAGUAAAAAAUAAAUGAACAUGAUUUUAUUCUAUGCCAACAUUUGGGCCUCUGAAUGUAUCUAUUAUUCAAAUUUAAGUAUAUGAAAAGAAAUGGUUAAUUUAAAAAACACUUUAAGCUGAUAUUUUCCCCCUAAAGGGCUCUUUUUUUUAAAUCUGAUUUUAUUACUAAAGUCACAUGUAUGUAUUAAACAUUGGGGCUCUGUAGAGCAGAGAGGAUGUACCCUCUGGUGCUGUUACAGUACAUUCUGUACCUGCCAUAUAGGCUCGUUUUCAUGCAAAUUCUUCCUAGAGCUAAAUAAAUAAAGACUUAGGUGUAUUAAUAUGUCUUGUUUCUAAAAA